AUGACACAUCAAGAUCUCUCUUUUAAACUGAUAUGGUCUUACAUUACCGCAUUACCGCAUGCAUGUUAUUGGAGUAAUUACGAUGAAUUCAACUUUCGCGGUGGAGAGACUGGGUUUGACGAACAAGAAUCAAAGCUACCCACCUACUGGAACACAUCCUUCUCCAAGAUCUGUCUUGGAAUGAAGAUCAACCAACAGCUCAGUUUUAUUGUUGUCAACAGGCUGGCUGACUCUCUGCACUCGAUAAUUGCUAGUGGCCAAUACCGAAAGACGUCCCUGGGUCGCGACGAUUGGAAAAAGUUGAUUGGCAACAACGCCUCUUUACAGCAAAACUGUAACAAGGAAGGAUUCAAUGCCUUUAGUGGUCGAAGUGAUCGUUCUAAAGUCAGAAUUGGUAUUGUCAGCAAUAGGGAGAACGACUGCGAUUCGUGCAACUCUUUGAUUGGAUUUGGAACAGGAAGUCACCCUAAUGACGCAAAAUCUUGUGGAAACGAGGCACGCAAAGGACACAAGAGUAUAAAAGCCAUGGGGUACAUAUUGGUGCAAUAAAACUACACUUUGUUGUGUUAAGUCC
Pocillopora verrucosa is the source of this 574-nucleotide messenger RNA. The record is from RefSeq and is a predicted model, not a curated record. Lineage: Eukaryota; Metazoa; Cnidaria; Anthozoa; Scleractinia; Pocilloporidae.